This is a messenger RNA of Rhipicephalus sanguineus (brown dog tick), 835 nucleotides long. RefSeq lists its product as uncharacterized. Lineage: Eukaryota; Metazoa; Arthropoda; Arachnida; Ixodida; Ixodidae. The record is from RefSeq and is a predicted model, not a curated record. The coding region runs from base 65 to 835 and encodes 256 amino acids. The transcript is spliced from 7 exons.
CACCAAGAGUCACACCCCACGCUGUCGUUGAGUUUUUAUCGGUGCAGUUUCUGCAAGCUGCAAGAUGGCGAAAAACAGUGAAGGAACAUACGUGAAGAUCGCAAUCUCAGAAAAGAAAGAAGUUAUGUGCGAGCUUGUUGGAAAAAGGCCGAAGAACCUUGACGCGUGUGAAGAGUGCCAGAAUUAUAUGCAAACAUGGGUCACUCUAAGAUGCGAUCACAAGGUCUGUAAUGAAUGCUUCAACGAGUACCCAAGUUACAUCUGCUCAAAAGACAAGAAAAGGACUACCAAAGGCAAGGCCAGGACAGAGGGAUGCAACAAAUUACGAAAUUCGAGAGUUUACUGUCCGGCAUGCCAAGAAGAACAUACGUGCACAAACAUCACCAACCAUAUCAGUUGUAAGCACCCGGAACUGCUGGAGAACGCUGAUGAAUCCGUUAGACCACCCUACACAGAAGCGAUGGCCCGCAGUGAGACUGAACCACAAAGGGGCGAAGAAAAGAGGGAGCGGCUGUGGGGCAACCCACCGCAAGCAUUUGAUGCACCUGCGACGCACACAGGUUCAGAUAGCAAGUUCGACGCUGACAUGCUGACUGAGGACGAGUCCUCGGACUCCGCUCCACCUACUUCUGAUGAAGCAUCGCUUGAUAGGGACAUUGGAACCUGUAGACACUGCAACACUGCCUUGGAAAAGAAAGAGAUUCCAGGGCAUGAAGAAAGGUGUCCGGACCUAGGCGUACAGUGUCCGUUUUGUAGUGAAGAAAUGGCAUUCAAGACUGUCCAAGGUCACAUAAACACUGCCUGCCCAGUAAGAAAAGGAGAACAGUCCGGGUAA